Messenger RNA from Ahaetulla prasina, 1463 nucleotides. It is a transcript of the gene PEX16, whose product is annotated as peroxisomal biogenesis factor 16. Gene Ontology annotation, biological process: peroxisome organization. NCBI's taxonomy places the organism in Eukaryota, Metazoa, Chordata, Lepidosauria, Squamata, Colubridae. Bases 60 to 1094 code for a protein of 344 amino acids. Gene Ontology annotation, cellular component: peroxisomal membrane. The transcript is spliced from 11 exons. The record is from RefSeq and is a predicted model, not a curated record.
CGCAAUGAGUGUCAUUCUCUCUGUGUGUAUGGGCGUACGUCGAUCUUUUUUGGGCAGCCAUGGCUGGAUCGGCGCCGGGUCUAGUGGGGAGGCUGCGGCAUUUGUGUUACCGGUAUCAGGAUUACGUGAAGCGGCAUCCAGCGGCCACUGCUCAGCUGGAGAGCACCGUGCGGGGCCUCUCUUACUUGCUGCCAGGUCGAUUUUCUGACUCUCAUGAGCUGUCUGAACUGGUGUAUUCUGCCUCCAGUCUGCUGGUCCUACUCAAUGACUGGAUUCUUCGAAAGGAGCUGCAGCAAUCCCUCCCGGUGCCAUUUUCCCAGCAGAAAUUGCUAACAUGGCUCAGUGUUCUCGAAUGCCUGGAGGUCUUUGGCGAGAUGGGAGCUGCCAAGGUGUGGGGUGAGAAUGGCCGGUGGGCCACUAUUGUCCUUAUCCAGUUAACCAAAGCCAUUUUGCGCCUCCUGCUCUUGCUCUGGUAUAAAGCUGGCAUCCAGACCUCUCCUCCCAUUGUACCACUAGACAGGAGACUAUCAUUGUAUCAGAAAGCCCUGGAAGCCAGCUUAGUAGGAAAAGAGCAGAUCUUCGUGGGGAAGCGAUGUAGUCGUGUAGUGAGGUCUCUCGAAAGCACCCCUUCCCUGCGCUCUAGACAUUGGGGUGAGCCUCAGCAACGUGAGGAAAAGCAGAACCAAAGAGCAAUGGAGAGCAACCAACUAUCAACACCUUUGGGCACCCAGGAGACACUUGCUGAGUCUAUCUUUGUUACCCGUCCAUUGAUGCACUUAUUGAGUUUAGCUGUGUGGGGACAAAAAUCUUGGAAACCCUGGCUUCUAUCAGGCAUCUUGGAUGUUGCAAGCUUGAGUUUACUGAGUGAUAAGAAAGAUCUCAACAAACGUGAACGAAUGGAGCUGAAACGGCGGACUAUCCUGCUACUAUAUUACCUAUUAAGAUCUCCCUUCUAUGACAGAUACUCUGAGGGCAGGAUUCUCUUUCUUCUGCGCUUGUUGGCAGAUUAUGUCCCUGGCGUCGGUCUAGUGACUCGACCUUUGAUGGAUUACUUGCCAGCCUGGCAGAAAAUUUAUUUCUAUAAUUGGGGCUGAUCUGGCUUCAGCUUGAACUACUGCAACCAGAGAAGAUUUGAGCUGAAAGCUUGUGCUGACAGAAUGACUUUAUACAGAGGAAAACAAUCAUGAGACUUGGGGUGGGUGGGGAGGGGGGAAGGGCAGCAGCACAUCUCUCUAUGACUUGUAUUAAUGGUUUGAGAAAGAAGAAUAAGGCUUUUCCUGACUUUUUUUAAACAAAUGCCUUCCUGAAAGUACUACAAAGACGGCUUAAAAUGUGUAUGCUGUUUCCUUCCUAUUUGGUAAUAACUGGUUUCAAAGCAUGGGCCUCUGGGUUGGGAGGGGUGCAGAACUCUUUUUUUGUAAGCAUUUUGUACAGUUGUGGAUGAAUAAAGCCAAGGGACUGCA